GCGGGGAGCUGUGCCGAGGUUCGCGGGACUCGGUCACCGGCGUCAAUGCCUCGCGGUGUCCUCCUUUGCUCGCUGAAAUAUUCGUCCUCGCUGAACCUGAUGCAGUCUCUCGACCAGCUUGAUUCAAUCCAGGUUGAUUCUAUUCUCGACGUUGUCGCCGACAUGGUGGACUCUAAGCAGCCCAAAGUCAUCCUGUUUGAUAUUGGCGGCGUGUGUGUUGUUUCUCCCUUCCAGUCAAUCCUGGACUACGAGCUGGGUCUCGGCAUCCCGCCAGGAUGGGUCAACACCUCCAUCUCGAAGACGAAGCCAAACGGAUUCUGGCACCGGCUGGAAACGGGAUCCAUCCCCAUGGACGACGCAUUCUUCAGGGGCUUCAAUCAAGACCUGAGUGAUCCUACUAGGUGGGAGCAGUUCUACAGUGAGCAACAGGCCAAGGAUCCUAGUUUGCCCAAGGAGACCCCCCCGGUACCAUCUAUCGAUGGGGAGAAGCUGUUCCACGAGAUGAUGAUCAACUCCAUCCCACCAGAUCCCUGGAUGUUCCCUGCCUUGAAGAAACUUAAGGAGAGCGGGCGUUAUGUACUCGCGGCACUCAGUAAUACGGUCAUUUUCCCGCGCGGGCACCCUCUCUGGAAAGAAGACUUCCUUGACGACCCCGUCCGUGGUCUGUUUGACGUCUUUGUUUCCUCGGCGCAUGUAGGACUGCGAAAGCCGGACCCAAAAGCAUACCAGCUUGCUCUCGAUACGGUCAGCGAGUUUGUCGCCAAGAAUGCUGAUACGGAGAGGGGACGAAGGUGCGGAUGGGCCGACGGCGUCACUGCGGGCGACGUCUUGUUUCUUGACGACAUCGGCGAGAAUCUGAAAGGUGGAAAGCAAAAAGGCUUUAGGACGAUCAAGGUCCAUCUGGGCCGGGCUUACGAAGCCGUCAAAGAGCUGGAGAAGAUCACGGGCCUGACACUGGAUGGUGGCCACCCCAAGAUUCCGGUCAAGCCUCGAGUGAAUGGAAAGAAGGCCAAGCUUUGACGAGAAGUCCUCUCCUAAGCUGUCAGAAUUUGGCCUUCCAGGGCGUUGUAUUCAAGGGGGGCAUGCUCAGCAUCGUCAUGAAAUGUCACCGUAGUAAGCGAAGCCUGUCGGACGUAAAGAACAUUUCGAAGUGAAAUUGUCCGCAUCAUAUAGGUGAUCUACUAGGAUAGUAGAUAUGUCUAGCUAGAACCAGCCGUCAUUGUACUCAUGAACAAGCAAACCAUGUACACGCUGGUCAGUGGCGUAUCGCGUCUCAGAGCUCCCCGCCCCCUUACCCCCUGCUACAGAGGCAUCAUCGACGCCAUCGGACACCAGACCUGAAGGCCAACGACCUACGGCUCCUGAAUCCGACAAGAGGGCAGACUGUUAUGGCUGGCCUUGAUUCGGGGAAUGCCUGGGUCGAUAACGAAUAUUUCUCCCCAAUGAUUAUAACUUUCAAACUGCCAGCUGCAGUCCUAAAUGCGUUUCGCGCUCCAACCAUCUCUUCAUUAAUUGUAUCUCCAGGAAUCGAAAUCUCAAUCAUGACGCACCGAAGAAGCGGACCAAGCCAAGCCCCCAUUACGUUGCCGGAGUCUCGUCAGCAUUCUUUCGCAGUGGCCGUAAACUCCGCAGGCGCCUCUAUGCGCUCUGAGGCG
This is a messenger RNA of Verticillium dahliae VdLs.17, 1655 nucleotides long. RefSeq lists its product as uncharacterized. The coding region runs from base 46 to 1020 and encodes 324 amino acids. The record is from RefSeq and is a predicted model, not a curated record. NCBI's taxonomy places the organism in Eukaryota, Fungi, Ascomycota, Sordariomycetes, Glomerellales, Plectosphaerellaceae. The transcript has 2 exons.